This is a messenger RNA of Exaiptasia diaphana, 3149 nucleotides long. RefSeq names its product putative lysosomal acid lipase/cholesteryl ester hydrolase. Gene Ontology annotation, biological process: lipid metabolic process. The coding region runs from base 885 to 2108 and encodes 407 amino acids. The record is from RefSeq and is a predicted model, not a curated record. The transcript is spliced from 7 exons. Gene Ontology annotation, molecular function: hydrolase activity, acting on ester bonds. Lineage: Eukaryota; Metazoa; Cnidaria; Anthozoa; Actiniaria; Aiptasiidae.
AGAUGUAACUGAAGCUAUGUGUCAAAAAUAGCGGCUUUAUAUUGAUACACCCCUAGACGUAGGUUACUGAGUGGGCCACUUGUUUAUUCUCAUACACCUGUGACUCAUUUGCAAUCACCUGUAGCUUUAAGGGCUGCAUUCCCCGAAUUUUGAAUUUUUGCUUUGAUUGGAGGCUUCAUCCCCCUCCCUCUCCCUCCCUCCCCCUUAAAAAGCAAGAAUACACAACUAGCUAAAUCUUGACUUUCAUAAAAGUCAAUCAGCUUAAAAGAAAUCACCACAAAACAUUGUUAUUGUUUCAUUCCAAAAAAAAAAACAAAAAAAAAAAAACAGAAGACAUCCCUACGCAAGAACUGACAUGUACAAAUAUAGUUUCAUCCCUAUAACAAUUUUCCGCAAGAGAUAAUAGACACUAGUAAUAUAUCACACCGUUAUCGCGUCAAAGAUCUCCUUGAUGGCUUAUUUUCGACCAUAUCUUUUAGUUGUGAUUUUUUGUACAUAUCAGCUACUUCAACAAAUUUCUGCCAGACUGGCUUCGCAAGUAGAGCAGCCUGCAGCGUUGGUUCCAGACUGGCAACAUCCUGAAAAAAAGGAGGAAUUAAUAAAGGGACAAAAUUUUCUUUGCAAAUUAUCUAUUCUUCCAAACACCAGUGCUUUAAUUUGUCAUGUUAGUACAUUUCAUGUUAGUAUGCUUAUACAGCCACUACGUCGCAUCUAUUUAUCAAAGUGAAGUGAAGUGAAGACAAAAAAGUACACACGUGACCAACGUCACUCGUGACAUCCUACGUGACAUUCACACAAUAUAAGCGAUCAACGUAGAUCCUCAUCGUCAACUUGGACACCAUAUACAGGGCUCGUUUCUGUGUAUUGCGUCCCGUGAAUUGAUCAUGAAGACAGAUAUGGGGCUAUUUAUCUCUGCCUUGAUGUUGCUGCUAUAUUCUUAUCAUGCUAACAGCGAGUGUUUGAUGUCUUCUGGUACGAAGUGUAAACCAACGGACCCUGACGUUUAUCGAAAUGUCACUCAAAUUAUCAAGAGUCGCGGGUUUCCUGUGGAAGAACAUGACGUGGUCACCGAGGAUGGAUUCAUAUUAUCCAUGCAAAGAAUCCCACAUGGACGCAACGAGAAGAAAACCAAUGUAAAAAAACCUGUAGUGUUUUUACAGCACGGGCUGCUGGCAGAUUCCUUUUGUUGGGUUCUUAACUGGAACUACAGUGCAAUAGGUUUCAUGCUCGCUGACAAUGGCUUUGAUGUGUGGCUGGGUAACAUCCGGGGUAAUAGGUACUCAAGACGACACGUGAAGUACACGCCCCUUAAUCCAAAAUUCUGGGAUUGGAGUUUUGAAGAAAUGGCCGAUAAAGAUAUACCAGCAAUGAUCAACUACGCCCUCAAAGUAACCGGUCAGGACCAAGUGUUCUACAUAGGACACUCGCAAGGCACCCUAGUCGGGUUUCUUUCCUUCUCAACGAACCCUCAAAUUGCUAAAAAGAUCAAGCUCUACAUCGCUCUCGCCCCAAUCUUUCAUCUAAACCACACGGCUAAAAUCUUGCGCGACGCAGCAUUUGCACUGGGACCAAUACAGGAAGCGCUAUUUCCACUUGGCCCUACGUCAUUUCUACCAGGUGUGUUAAUAAAGCAGCUUAUCAUGCUUGGAUUUUGCGGCGGAAAAUACACCGAGAAGGCGUGUUACCACGUGGUAGAAAGCAUCUUUGGGUAUGACGACCAAGACAUGAACAUGACUAGAGUUCCCGUAAUUUUGGCUCACUUUCCAUCUGGGACGUCAUUCAAGAAUAUCAUUCAUUUUGGGCAGGUGAUUUACUCUGGCCAAACCAGAAGAUUUGAUUAUGGAUACUUUGGAAACCUUCGCCGUUAUGGAAAGCCAAAACCGCCAUUAUACGAUGUCAGUAAGAUAACGAUACCAGUCGUCAUGUAUCUUGGUCAACACGAUACUCUUAGUGUUGAGUCAGACGUUGCUCCAAUCCGAGCACAAAUCCCUGAUGUCGAGUACUAUGAAAUGAUCCCGAACUGGAAUCACGUAGACUUUAUUCAAGGGAUGGAUGCACCUAAGAUACUUUACCCUAAAAUCAUCAAGAUGUUAAGGAGUUAUGCCUAAAUUACUACCGGAAGUUGAGAAUAGACCUCAUUGGAAACACAGUCGCCAUCUUGUUAUAUCGAAAUUAUGUGAUGUCCAAUUAUGUCGAAAUUAUGGGAUAACGAAAUUAUGGGAUGUCGAAAUCAUGGGAUGUCCAAAGUUACUGGGAUGUCGAAAUUAUGGGAUGUUCAAUUAUGUCGAAAUUAUGGUAUGAUCCUAGUCGUACUAAAUCAUAUAACUCUGUCCUUAUAAUUACUUGAUGUGAUCAUUUUAUGAAGCAUUAAGUUGUAUAUUAGACCUCUGAAGCUUUUACAUCAUGUACCGUAUACGCAAUGCAUUGUAGGACAUUUCUUGGACAGAAAAUGGCGGGUUUUGUUUUCUCUAGAAACUAAUCCCACAAUGCAUUGAAAAUCAAGUAAUGACGUAAAAGGCUCAGACGUCUAUUAGUAUGGAUUAGAAUCAUAUACAUGUAGCAUUUUCAAGUCGAAGCUCUGAAUAUUGAUUGUAAGCCGCGUGGCUGCCAAUUGCGCCUUAAACAGCGGUCCGUGUGAAAUGAUCUAUACAUGUGAAGCGCCUGUGAACUCAGAGGAUAUCGGCGCUAUAUAAAUACCACAUAUUACAUAUUAUAUUAUUAUAUUACGCCCGCAUCCUCGUUACCAGGCCCUUAUUUCUUUGUUAGGGUUAAGUGACUGGGACGAGGUUGUUACACCCUCAGUUAAAUGGGAAUUACCUAAUAAUUGACCUUCAGGAAAUAAUCAUAGUAGCUGAAGAACCAGAAGAUGAAAAGAUAGACUCGUACCAAAUCGUUACUCUUUUGUUUGGCAACGUUCGUAGGGGGUGGGGGUAAUUUCUACGUAGGAGUAUCGCCGAUUACACUUAGUUGAAUAGAGUUAGAUAAAAAACGUAAUUUUCACUGAGUAGAGUACAAGAAAUACUCUAUUUUGUUUGAUAUGUAAGACUAUUUUUUAUUGAUUAUUUAUUAUAAUAUUUCUCAGAAAAUAACCCAUGCACAAAUAAUAUAUGAAAAUUGUACAAACGUAUUACAAAUAAAAACUGAUAUGA